Molecule: messenger RNA, 733 nt
Organism: Leptopilina heterotoma
Lineage: Eukaryota; Metazoa; Arthropoda; Insecta; Hymenoptera; Figitidae
Gene: pasi1
Exons: 5
Coding region: 189-698 (169 amino acids)
Source: RefSeq, a predicted model, not a curated record
UUUGAAAUGCCUCAUCGUAUUAUCCAUAGGUGUGACGCGUACACCAAGUUAUGUUGUUUGUUCCCGGAGACGACGCCCAAAUUUUUAACCGAGUGUGCGUGAGAAAUUAAGGUUAAGUCAUCACUUGUUGACAACGUUUUUACUCCAAAAAAAAUAAAUUUAUUGACAUAGAAAAAUUACCCAAAAAAAUGGCAAUUCUCCAGUCAUUUUGGACACCGUGCAUUUGGACAAAUGGAGUGAAAAAUGGCUGUAGAGUCGUUGCAUUUUAUACAAUCGCUGUUUGUAUAAUAUUAAUAACCCUAAUAAUAUAUCAAUUAAGAGGAGGAGAUUCAGCACAACUUUAUAAUCCUCUUUUUGAAGCUGAUGUAAGAAGUUCUAUGAAAGUAUACGGAUCAUUAUUCAUUGUAUAUUUCUUUUUACUUAUUACUUCCUCUGGACUGAUAUUUUACGGACUGAGAGAAAGUGUAAGAGGCUAUCUACUUCCAUGGCUCAUUUUAAUGUUCAUCGUCAUCCUAUUCCAACUAGUGUUUGGUAUAUGGUUACUUUAUGGUUAUUACAUUUAUCUCGACUCCGUACUUCCUGCACUGUGGAAUUGGCUGUGGAUGGGUUAUAAUAUUUACUGUUGGCUCUGCGUUUACUCGAUGUACAAAAUCUUUGAAGAACUUCAGUCUCCUAAUAUUGAAUUAUUAUGGCCUUAGAAAAAAAAAAAUAUGCCAUGGAAGUAAAGAAGAAA